Messenger RNA from Dipodomys ordii (Ord's kangaroo rat), 3247 nucleotides. It is a transcript of the gene Ablim3, whose product is annotated as actin binding LIM protein family, member 3. NCBI's taxonomy places the organism in Eukaryota, Metazoa, Chordata, Mammalia, Rodentia, Heteromyidae. Gene Ontology annotation, molecular function: actin filament binding. Gene Ontology annotation, biological process: cytoskeleton organization; lamellipodium assembly; cilium assembly. The record is from RefSeq and is a predicted model, not a curated record. Gene Ontology annotation, cellular component: stress fiber; actin cytoskeleton. The coding region runs from base 125 to 1990 and encodes 621 amino acids. The transcript has 21 exons.
ACGGACGCGGGCUGCCCGGCAUCGCCUUUUCACCCCCCAGGUGAUGAGCGAGGUCGGGAGCAGGGAAGAGUCACACAGCGACCGGGGCCUCCGGAUUGAAUGAAACGCGUGCGAAGGCGUCACCAUGAACACGAGCAUUCCCUAUCAGCAGAAUCCGUACAAUCCCCGGGGCAGCUCCAAUGUCAUCCAGUGCUACCGCUGCGGGGACACCUGCAAAGGGGAAGUAGUCCGAGUCCACAACAACCACUUCCACAUCAGAUGCUUCACCUGUCAAGUGUGUGGCUGUGGCCUGGCCCAGUCAGGCUUCUUCUUCAAGAACCAGGAGUACAUCUGCACCCAGGACUACCAGCAACUCUAUGGCACACGCUGUGACAGCUGCCGGGACUUCAUCACGGGGGAAGUCAUCUCUGCCCUGGGCCGCACCUACCACCCCAAGUGCUUCGUGUGUAGCUUAUGCAGGAAGCCUUUCCCCAUUGGAGACAAGGUGACCUUCAGUGGUAAAGAAUGUGUGUGCCAGACAUGCUCCCAGUCCAUGACCAGCAGUAAGCCCAUCAAGAUCCGGGGACCAAGCCACUGUGCUGGGUGCAAGGAAGAAAUCAAGCAUGGCCAGUCGCUCCUGGCACUGGACAAGCAGUGGCACGUCAGCUGCUUCAAAUGCCAGACCUGCAGCGUCAUUCUCACCGGGGAGUACAUCAGCAAGGAUGGAGUCCCCUACUGCGAGGCUGACUACCAUUCCCAGUUUGGCAUUAAAUGUGAGACUUGUGACCGAUACAUCAGCGGCAGGGUCUUGGAGGCAGGAGGGAAGCACUACCACCCUACCUGUGCCAGAUGUGUGCGCUGCCACCAGAUGUUUACUGAAGGAGAAGAGAUGUACCUCACAGGUUCAGAGGUGUGGCACCCCAUCUGUAAGCAAGCAGCUCGGGCAGAGAAGAAGCUAAAGCAUAGACGGACGUCUGAGACUUCCAUCUCCCCGCCUGGAUCCAGCAUUGGGUCACCCAACCGAGUCAUCUGUGAUAUCUACGAGAACCUGGACCUCCGGCAGAGAAGAGCCUCCAGCCCAGGGUACAUCGACUCCCCCACCUACAGCCGACAGGGCAUGUCCCCCACCUUCUCCCGUUCACCUCACCACUACUACCGUGCAGGGCCCGAGAGUGGCAGGAGCUCUCCAUACCAUAGCCAAUUAGAUGUGAGGUCCUCCACUCCAACCUCUUACCAGGCUCCCAAGCACUUUCACAUCCCAGCUGGAGAAAGUAACAUCUACCGGAAGCCCCCAAUCUACAAACGGCAUGGUGAUCUGUCCACAGCAACCAAGAGCAAAACAAGCGAAGACAUCAGCCAGGCCUCCAAAUACAGUCCUGCCUACUCACCAGACCCCUAUUAUGCUUCCGAGUCUGAGUACUGGACCUACCAUGGGUCCCCUAAAGUGCCCCGAGCCAGAAGGUUCUCAUCUGGAGGAGAGGAAGAUGAUUUUGACCACAGCAUGCACAAGCUCCAGAGUGGAAUUGGCCGGCUGAUUCUGAAGGAGGAGAUGAAGGCUCGUUCAAGCUCCUAUGCAGAUCCAUGGACUCCUCCCCGGAGCUCCACCAGCAGCCGAGAGGCCCUGCACACCGCUGGCUAUGAGAUGACCCUCAAUGGCUCCCCACGUUCUCACUACCUGGCUGACAGUGAUCCUCUCAUCUCCAAAUCUGCCUCCCUGCCUGCCUACAGGCGAAACGGGCUGCACCGGACACCCAGCGCAGACCUCUUCCAUUAUGACAGCAUGAAUGCAGUCAACUGGGGCAUGCGAGAGUACAAGAUUUACCCUUAUGAACUGCUGCUGGUGACCACGAGAGGAAGAAACCGACUGCCCAAGGACGUGGACCGGACCCGCUUAGAGCGCCACCUGUCCCAAGAAGAGUUCUACCAAGUCUUCGGCAUGACCAUCUCGGAGUUCGAGCGGCUAGCCCUCUGGAAGAGAAAUGAACUGAAGAAGCAAGCCCGGCUGUUCUAGCAGAGACCCUAUACAUAUAGAUGCAUUUAUAUAAAGAUGUAUGUAAAUCUACACCGCCACAUGGCGUAACCCUCUUGUGUAACGGGACACACUGCCUGCCAUGAGACUUGCUUUUCUGUGCUGUCAGGCAAGCCCACAUCAUUGAAGUAUUUUUAUGCUCCUUACUUCUCUUUUCUAAGUGCUGUAAGAUCAGGAAAGGGAUUUGAGGGGACUCUGCCCUUUUACUGAGGGUCCUUUUUAUACUGAAACAGCUGUCCUAACUUGAGUCCUCCAAGGUCUGACUCUCUUUCCUUGGAAUGGUGCCUGGAGAAACGUCUCUGCUCCGCUGCUUGGCUCUCUCCCCUAUCUCCAGGGCUCCCGAGGAUCAUGCAGUCCGUGCAUGCCAUCAGCCCCACAGGGGCCCUCCCAUGGGAACUCCAUGAUGAUCCACCUCUCCCCUCCCCCAACCCAGUGAGCACCUCUGGGAGCUCAUAAAGAAUUUUCUCCAUAUUCCUAAAUUGGAUCUAAGUGCUCCCCGGGGCAAUGUGAUUCAAGAUGUGAGCUUCAAAUCCACUCAUGACACUAGUAGACCCACGAGGGCAGGGCCCUAGCCUCUCAGCUCAUCCUUCCCCUCCUCCCACCCUUGAUCUUGACCUCUCCCUUGUCCAAAUCUAGGACUCAUCGUAGGAAAAGGAAAAAAACGGCACUUCCUUCCCCUCACCCCACCUCCACCUGGCCCUUGGCCCAGCCUGGACUUGGAGAAACAGGAAAGCAGAGGAUGCUAGGCGAGGAGACAGAGCCCAGAGCCAGGCACCUGGAAGCUAGCAGAGGAGCUGAGGUCCUCCUUUCUAACUCCGUCUGCUCCCAGUGCCUCUUGACCCUUCCCCCUUUCUAGGAGACGCCAUUGUUGCAGCCGGUACUCUUCAGCCUUAUUACAAUCUAUGUGCCUGACGAUCUAUACAUCACAGGGCUAGUGUUCCCACCACAGUUCCAACCAAGCAACCAGACUCAUACUUCACACCACCCUGUUCUGAGAGAAUAGGCCACUGCCCAAAGAAAGCUUCCUGGCCCAUACCACUGGUCCCUGGCUCAGCACCACAAACAGUGGGCCCCCCACCAGUCCUUGGAUCCUCCUGCAAAGUCGGCUAGGGCUCAUGGUGGAAGCUUCCAGAAGAGUAAUUGCUUAGUACAUUCCAAAAUGGAGUGUUAGAGCCAGGGGCUGGUGGCUCACGCCUGUACUAGCUACUCAGGAGGUUGAGAUCUGAGGAUUGUGAUUCA